UCUAUCUCUAUCGUCACUCGACCGAAGCAAAUCGACAACCACCCCAUCGACCUUGCUGCCGCUCACCGGGACUUUCACAAUGAAGUUCAUGAAAGUGGGCCGUGUGGCCAUCAUCACCCGUGGCCGUUACGCCGGUAAGAAGGUCGUCAUUGUCCAGCCUAACGAGACUGGCUCCAAGGCGCACCCGUUCCCCUACGCCAUCGUUGCCGGUAUCGAGCGCUACCCCGGCAAGGUCACCCGCCGCAUGGGUAAGAAGAUGGUCGAGAAGCGCAGCCGCAUCAAGCCUUUCAUCAAGGUCGUCAACUUCAACCACCUGAUGCCCACCCGUUACACGCUCGAGCUUGAGGGUCUCAAGGGUGCCGUCUCCACCGACACCUUCAAGGAGGUCUCCCAGCGUGAGGAGUCCAAGAAGACCAUCAAGAAGGCUCUGGAGGACCGCUACACCAGCGGCAAGAACCGCUGGUUCUUCACUCCUCUGCGUUUCUAAACGGGUUAUUUUGGGGCGUUUUGUCAUUUGAGCGCGCAAGGUCUUAGAUGAGGCAAAAGGGCAAAAAAACGCAUCGAGCACACUCGGUUCACGAGCACGGAAUUGAGAUGACGAAUACCAAUGCUGGAGGAAAGAAGCGGGAAUGUAUCGAUGUACAAGUCCAGGACUGGGCCAGUUCUUAGAUGAAGGAGGCCACUCAGAUCUGGCGUCCUUUUGAAACGAAUGGAAAAUAUGAACAAAUUCAAUUUCCCUUUUUUUGUCUGAGCCACAACUUGAAUCUUUGGAUCUGUCGUGUUGACCUAGUUUGCUUGCUUGCUACUAACCUACUUCUGGAUUGCCGAUCAUAUCGUGUUGCGCACAUGACUUUUAAUACCUAUGGUACGGAAGUCUGCCUUAUGACCUUGAACCGAUCUUUCCGAGCCUCUCCCGUGGGGUGUCAUCGUACACCACGCUUCGAUUAGAUAUCUAUGGCGGGUAGUCUUCGCUCUUGGCCGCCCCGCAGCAAAGUACAUGCAUCCGCAUCCCCAGAUCCGUCUCGACUCGAUUCACAAACAAGGGGAAGGGGGCUGGGGCCGGGAAGCAUCCAUACACGCCGACCAUCCAGUCUGGUCCAUCCGCAUAGUCAGUCC
Molecule: messenger RNA, 1116 nt
Organism: Aspergillus candidus
Lineage: Eukaryota; Fungi; Ascomycota; Eurotiomycetes; Eurotiales; Aspergillaceae
Product: 60S ribosomal protein eL27
Exons: 4
Coding region: 80-487 (135 amino acids)
Biological process (GO): translation
Cellular component (GO): cytosolic large ribosomal subunit; ribosome
Molecular function (GO): structural constituent of ribosome
Source: RefSeq, a predicted model, not a curated record